UUUCGAAUCAAAAUAUACUACAGCGACAAAGUUUCUGUCUCUAGUGGAUUACGCUCCGAUGCACCCAUCACUACAGCGAAUUGUCAAAUGUAGAACGUAAACAUUCGUCAACGUCAAAUCAUUUGUUAUCGUCGUGACACAACCAGAAGAAAACACACAGUAGAAUGUUAAACAAGCAAGGAAAAAUGUGCUCCACAAAUGUGUUUCUAUACAGUUCCCAGUAGUUAAAGAUCCUCAAACGCUUCACCAAAUUCAAACCCACUAAUAAAGCUACCCAGAGGGCAAAGGAACGAGCGGCAAGCCAUCGAACAUAUUAGCUCCUGCUAGGACAGGAACGGAAAUGAUAACAACAAAAUACUUCUUUCUGCUUAUAUUGAUUACUGCUGGUUUUGCGUUCAUUCUACUGUAUCAUUGGUUCUCGACAAAGGUCAUUCUUGCUGAUAAGCAGCUAACCAUUCAUCUUGCAGAAGGAAACAAUGAGCAACUGAUACACAGCAACAUCAAUCAUUGGCAAACGGCCACGGCGAAGGUGGACGACAGCACUACUUAUCGGAACUAUGAUGAACAAUUUGUGAUAAUUUACAACCGGGUGCCGAAGACUGGCAGUACCAGCUUCGUUAAUCUUACGUAUGAUCUAUGCAAGAAGAAUGCAUUCCACGUGCUGCACAUUAACAUUACCGCCAACAUGCACGUACUGUCGCUACCUAAUCAGCUCAAGUUUGUGCGCAACAUAACCGCUUGGGACAGUAUGAAACCUGCCUUCUACCAUGGACACAUGGCUUUCUUAGACUUUUCAAAAUUUGGUAUGCCAUCGAAACCGCUGUACAUAAAUCUCAUCCGCCAACCGCUCGAUCGGCUGGUUUCCUACUACUACUUCCUACGCUACGGCGAUGACUAUCGGCCCUAUCUGGUGCGACACCGGGCCGGCGAUACGAUGACGUUCGACGAGUGCGUCGCCAGACAGAAGCCCGACUGUGAUCCUAUGAACAUGUGGCUUCAGAUACCGUUCUUUUGCGGGCACCAUGCGGAAUGCUGGAACCCGGGCAGUAGCUGGGCGCUCGAGCAAGCGAAGCGCAAUCUCGUCAACGAGUACUUUCUGGUCGGACUAACCGAGGAGAUGGACGAGUUUAUCGAGCUGCUGGAGCUUUCGCUUCCCCGCCUGUACAAAGGUGCGGUAUCACACUUUCAAAAGUCUAACAAAUCGCACCUGCGCAAAACGAAGUCCAAGGUGGAGCCAGCGGCCGAAACGGUAGCCAAAAUUAAGGAAUCGUCCGUGUGGCAGAUGGAAAACGAGCUGUACGAGUUUGCGCGCGAUCAGUUCCAUUUCGUGCAGAAGAAGCUCCGCACACCAGGCAGGAACGUGAUGCAGGAUUUUAUGUACGAGAAAAUUAAACCAAAUCCAAACGGCGCCGCCAAGAACUGAUAUAGGAAUCGGGAUCCCCGCAAGGUGAAAUCUCCCAAACGGCGUCGGGAGAAGACAUGAGCGGGACCCACAAAGAGCAAAUCGACGAAUGCAUGAUGCCGCUGAUGCUUGUGAUACGGGUGGAACGAAUGUCCUGUAUGUAUGUGUAUGAGAGAGAGAGCGAGCGAUAAUGUAUGUGGUAACGUGCGUGUCCUUUAGGUGUAUGUGAUUAGUGUUAGCGCAAAAAAAAAGACACGGAGAAGAAACAGAAGCUCAUAUACAAUCUGCAGUUCGAAAUAGGCUAAAAAAUUGUUGAUUAAUUGUAAUUUCUUUUUUCCCUUAGCUGCAGCUUCUCACAGCGCUAAGCGAAGUUAAGGUUCAUCAUAUUUCUUUUCUCACUCACUACGAACUACGAACUGAUCGAUCCUGAAACUCACUUGUAUUGUAGUCGUUGUUGUAGCGAUGUGCUUAAGCAUUUCAAAUAAGCGUAAGGAUUAUUUUUAUUUUAGUCAAUUCUCACAGCUGCAUCGUUUCUCUUCAUCGAUCAGUUCAUUUUAUCGCAACCAUGCUCAUCGUACUGCAAAAGACAACAACUUAACUCAUUCCUAGUACCAAGAACAGUUUCCUACUAAAGCAAAAAAAAAGAAAAGAAAACACAACCGUUCGGAUGAUUAGAAGCGUCUCUUCAAUCACAGCGAGUAUAAAAAAGACGUAUUGCGACAGUUUUGAUAGUAAAACAGCUUACCUACAUAAGAAUUAGGCAAUUAAUAAUGACAUAACCAAAACGCAAGACGCAUACAAUAACUAAAUGAAUAAAAGAAAUAUUUUUAUUAAGCACUAAA
Messenger RNA from Anopheles funestus (African malaria mosquito), 2244 nucleotides. RefSeq names its product heparin sulfate O-sulfotransferase (gene Hs2st). Gene Ontology annotation, molecular function: heparan sulfate 2-sulfotransferase activity. The coding region runs from base 341 to 1423 and encodes 360 amino acids. The transcript has 4 exons. NCBI's taxonomy places the organism in Eukaryota, Metazoa, Arthropoda, Insecta, Diptera, Culicidae. The record is from RefSeq and is a predicted model, not a curated record. Gene Ontology annotation, cellular component: membrane.